Molecule: messenger RNA, 1283 nt
Organism: Neltuma alba
Lineage: Eukaryota; Viridiplantae; Streptophyta; Magnoliopsida; Fabales; Fabaceae
Product: translin-associated protein X
Exons: 8
Coding region: 20-868 (282 amino acids)
Molecular function (GO): sequence-specific DNA binding
Source: RefSeq, a predicted model, not a curated record
GGUGUCCUUCAACGGACAAAUGUAUUCCUUUUCGGCACUUCACAGAAUUUCUCUCAUGGCCUCCAAAUCUCAGCGUCUCCAUCAAAUUGCUGGGUCCAACUUGCAGGGUUCGACGAAAAGGGCUAGAACAAUGACCACUAAUUCCUCUAUGAAAGAUGCUUUUGCCAAAUAUGCUGAAUAUCUGAACGACCUGAAUGACAAACGGGAAAGAGUAGUCAAAGCAAGCCGUGAUGUUACGAUGAAUAGUAAAAAAGUCAUAUUUCAAGUGCACCGUAUGAGUAAAUAUAAUAAAGAAGAAGUUCUUGAGAAAGCAGAAAAGGACUUAGCAGCUGUCACAGAUCACCAUGUGUCUCGACUAGUCAAAGAAUUGCAAGGAACUGACUUUUGGAAGCUUAGGAGAGCAUACUCUCCUGGGAUACAAGAGUAUGUUGAAGCAGCAACAUUCUGCAAUUUCUGCAAAAAUGGAAGUCUUUUGAAGCUUGAUGAGAUAAAUUCUACUUUAUUGCCACUCAGUGAUCCAUCUCUUGAACCUCUGCAGAUAAAUAUUCUUGACUAUCUUUUAGGGCUUGCAGACUUGACUGGAGAGCUAAUGCGUUUGGCAAUUGGUCGAAUAUCAGAUGGCGAGCUUGAAUUUGCUGAAAAGAUAUGCAGAUUUGUACGUGAUAUAUACAGGGAUCUUACCUUGGUAGUACCAAUUAUGGAUGAUAGUUACGAUAUGAAGACAAAGAUGGACACAAUGCUCCAAAGUGUCAUGAAAAUAGAGAAUGCUUGCUUUAGUGUUCACGUGAGGGGAUCGGAGUAUAUUCCACUGCUUGGAUCUAAUGAUCCAAGUUCUUUCUUAGUGGGAUUGCCAGAUAUUGAACUAUGAAGUAAUCUCCUCUAAUACAUUGGGAAGAUGACAUGUAUGUGUUGUAGCUGAAGAGGCCGAGCAGACUGCAUACUAUCAGUUAGACUGGAUUUUCUUUGAUAUUUUGACAUAAACUCAAUCAUGCGAGUGUUUCCAGGUGAAUUUUAGUAAAUGUUUUGUGAAAAGAGGAGUGGGGAAAUUCUUUUUUUUUUUUUUUUUAAUGUCUACGUGUACUACGUGUUGGUCAUAUAAUUUGGGCAAGCAUCUUGUGGAGUUGUUUGGAAUUACUAGGAUAAUAAUAAUUGUGUGAAGGGAUUCAUGUACAAAAUCAGUUCAGCUAGUUGUCCUAACGGAGCUAAUAUUAUUUGAGGUAUUGUUAGGCACUAAAUGUGGAUAAUUUUUUGAGCAGAAAUUUAAACUUUGAUUUGCCUUUUUA